Molecule: messenger RNA, 2685 nt
Organism: Etheostoma spectabile (orangethroat darter)
Lineage: Eukaryota; Metazoa; Chordata; Actinopteri; Perciformes; Percidae
Gene: wwox
Product: WW domain containing oxidoreductase
Exons: 11
Coding region: 150-1391 (413 amino acids)
Molecular function (GO): protein binding
Source: RefSeq, a predicted model, not a curated record
CGUCACCGUGUUGUUGCGGAAGUGCCGCCGGGAAACGCUGGUGAUUAUCUACCAACAGUCUCUGACAGUUGCUUUCAUUUCCGGAGUAGAUAUUCCUCAUUGUUUUUUUUGUGUUUGUAGCCCAGUCGUUUACUUAAAAAACGUAAGUUAUGGCAGCUCUAACAUACGCAGGUAUGGACGAUACAGACAGUGAGGAUGAGCUACCUCCCGGAUGGGAAGAGAGAUCUACCAAAGAUGGUUGGGUCUACUAUGCAAGCCAUGAUGAGAUGAAGACACAGUGGGAACACCCCAAGACAGGAAAGAAAAAACGUUGUGCUGGAGAUUUACCGUAUGGUUGGGAGCAAGAAACUGAUGAAAAAGGACAGGUGAUUUAUGUUGAUCACAUAAACAAGCGGACCACAUAUUUUGACCCUCGUCAGGCAUUUACAGUAGAGGACGUGGUGGUGAAGCCAAAGCGGUACGAUGGAAACACUGCUGCUCUAGAGAUCCUGCGGUUGCGAGGAAGGGGUUUUUGGGGUCCCGUAAUAAUUUUGGGAGGAGAGAAGGGGGUGGGCUUUGAGACAGCCAGGUCUUUUGCUCUUCACGGCGCCCACGUGAUCCUGGCAUGUCGAAACCUGUCCCGGGCCAUCAAGGCAGUUAACCUCAUUCAGCAGGAGUGGCACAAAGCAAGAGUAGAAGCCAUGAUGUGCGACCUGGCCUCUCUCCGCAGUGUCAGGGAGUUUGCUGAAUCUUACAAGGCCAAAAAACUGCCCCUUCACAUUCUGGUGUGUAAUGCAGCUGUGUGCACUCAGCCCUGGAGCUUGACGGAGGACGGCCUGGAGUCCACCUUCCAGAUCUGCCAUCUAGGUCACUUCCUGCUUGUCCAGUGCCUACAGGACGUGCUGCGUCGCUCGGCCCCCGCCCGUGUUGUGGUGGUGUCUUCUGAGUCCCACAGGUUCACAGACCUGUUAGACUCAUGUGCCAAGGUGGACUUGGCCCUGCUGUCUCCCACAAAGAAGGAGUACUGGUCAAUGCUGGCUUACAAUCGAGCCAAACUCUGCAACAUCCUCUUCAGCAAGGAGCUCAACCGCCGCCUUUCGCCGCACGGUGUCACCUCCAACGCGGUGCAUCCUGGGAACAUGAUGUACACAUCCAUUCACCGGAGCUGGUGGCUGAUGACCUUUCUCUUCUCUCUGGCUAGGCCUUUCACCAAGUCUAUGCAACAAGGGGCGGCCACUACGGUGUACUGUGCCGUAGCGCCGGAGCUGGAAGGGUUAGGCGGCAUGUACUUCAACAACUGCUUCCGCUGCCUGCCGUCCAUCCAGGCCCAGGACCAGAGCAGCGCUGAAAGCCUGUGGGAGCUGAGCGAGCGCCUGGUUGCAGAGAGGUCAGCAGGCAUACAAGCCCUCUGAUGGACCAACGAGGAGGUGGAGAAGGUGGACUGGCCCAACAGGAAGGAUGUUGGGUCACUGUCAUGUCCAGUUAGGUAUGAACGUAAUAAAAGUUAACUGUACUGCACGAUACAAGAGAGCUGCCAAACCACAGAAGUCCAUCUGGCUAUGUCACGUCACUACGGGGGCUAAAUUACACUACAUAAACAGUACAGGAGGGGUUUUUAUAUACACUACUGAAUAAAUUAAAGUUUAAGUUGUCUUCAGCUCUGCUGUGGUAGUUUACAAUGGGAGGUGCGGGACCGGAGAAGAUUUGGGAGGAUUUCAGGGAUCUCUUAAAGUUGUUUUUUUUUCUCUGUUUGUCUCAGUAGCUUUUUUUUUUUACGUUUUCAAGUCUUCAUUUCACAACUAUUUAAAAGAGCAAAGUUCAAAAAAGCAAAUGACCUGUCUUGCUAAUAAUACAAGGUUACCUAAUAAGCAUACAUUCUAUGGCAUAUGCAUCCGUUUCCAGCAAAAUUGCACUAUAUGGCAAAUAUUGUGUCUUUCUUUCCAGUUGGCAAAUAUUGUGUCUUUUGUUCCAAUUAAAUUCAGUAUCCUCUUGUCUAGUUCUACGUGGAUGUUGAUGUUUCCUAUUGAGAUACAGAGAGCGUUGGUUAAAUCUUUUUGGGCUCAAAUAAAAUAAGGAGUAAUGGGCAUGUGACACUCAUGGAUAUAUAAACACACUAGAGGUAUGAUUCUUAUGGCUAUAUACAAUAUUCUGCAAUAAUUUUAUUUCUUAUCAAUGUCCCUAUUUGUUUUUUCUGUACAGUAUUUACAAUAUCCUGAUUUCUGGGCAUGUGCUAAAGGGGUGUGGACAUCAUUUUUCUUUUCUCUUAGUUAUUUGACUCAACCUACGUAUUAAUAAUUUAUACUCUGGUAAAUCUAAAUUACAAUUUGGAGGUAUUUUAAGGGAUGAUUCGUGUCCUUUUGAAUAGCAAAAACAGACGGUGGAGAAUUGUUUUUUUCCAGAGUCCAGGAUCUUUAAUUUCUGUGUUUCUUCCCUUGUUGUUGUUGUUGUUGUAGUAGAAGAAUUUGAAAGUGAUUUCAGUCUCUUGUUUAUAUUUUGUAUCAUCAUUGUUGUAUUAUUGAAUUCUGACUUUGGGUUUUCUGUGGAUUGGUUGCCGUGAAGCCGCUGUCGGGACGCUUUUGAGACAUUGUGCUUUAUGGCAGUCUGGGUGCCAGAGGUUGCUCUUGGAACAUCAGCAUUCCAGAGUCAUGAUAUCUGUAAGAAAAACAAAUGAGAAAGAACAUUUAAUAAAAAUCUGUUUUACAGUAA